Dermacentor silvarum is the source of this 750-nucleotide messenger RNA. RefSeq names its product integumentary mucin A.1-like. Bases 1 to 750 code for a protein of 249 amino acids. Lineage: Eukaryota; Metazoa; Arthropoda; Arachnida; Ixodida; Ixodidae. The record is from RefSeq and is a predicted model, not a curated record. The transcript has 3 exons.
AUGUCACCGUCGAGAUCGACGCAGGUUACAGGCGGCACCGCGGGCGCUGCCACUGGCGUUUCGGUCGUGAUUCGACCGUACGAUGACGAGGCGACCAGGCGAGAGAAGAAGGCGCGGGACAGGGUGCUGGUCGUGGCCUGGUUCUGGGGUAUGCUGCCCGGUGUCCUGGCGGGCGCAGCGCUCACCUACUCGCUCUGGUCCGUCGGGACGCCGAUCACCAAGUCAACGGAAAAAAGCCCCGAUUCACCAGGCGCCGUGACCACUACACAAACACCGGUGACUUUGCUGACCCCGGUGUCGACGGUACCAACCGCACCUACGAUUCCAGUCACGCCAGCGCCGCCAACCGUUCCACCGCCGACGGUACCGGCCCCUCCCAUUGCACCAACCAUGCCGACAGUACCAACCGUACCAACUGCACCGACCGUGCCCACAAUACCGACAGUACGCACGGUACCCACAGUGCCUACGGUACCUACAGUGCCCACUGUACCCACAGUGCCCACUGUACCCACAGUGCCCACCAUACCGACAGUGCUCACUGUACCCACAGUGCCCACUGUGCCCACAGUGCGCACGGUACCGACAGUGCCCACUGUACCGACAGUGCCCACGGUACCGACAGUGCCCACAGUGCCGACCAUACCGACCGGUGCCUGUCCCACAACCGACGGCUCCACGAGCAACAUUCUAUCCGGGUGGACCUCGACUGAUGGCAGAGUACUUGAACGCGACGCUCAACUGGACUAA